AUGCAUUGCUCAGUGCUUAAUACAGUAGCGGAGGUGGGCUCAUACAGGAAGCAAAACAUUACAGCAGCGGAAAUGCGACCUGUUGGGAUCUAGGAAGCUCUAUGCGGCUCGAGUCUUAUACUUAAAUUUUAGAGCUCAGAGCUAUCGGGAUGGGCCAUGUGGUUAUUCAAAUCGUUGCGGAUCCGGCCUCUCCUAAGUCCUCAGUGUACUCGGGGCGCUCAAGCUGGCCUCGAGUUUUGUAGCUGGAAGCGCCAGCGGAAACACUUGCUACCUCCACUGAUGGCUAAUCGCAGCCUCUGCAUGGCUGGCUGCUCCCAGGACGCCUCAUAUAAACACCUCAUUAAUGAAGGAGAGAAAAAGACAGUUAUCUGCGUUGAGGGGAAUAUUGCAAGUGGAAAAACAACAUGCCUGGAUUAUUUUGCCAAAACUACCAGCAUUGAGGUUUUGACGGAACCUGUGCCUAAGUGGAGGAAUGUACGUGGUCACAAUCUUCUGGGCUUAAUGUAUCAAGAUUCAUCACGGUGGGGGAUAACGUUGCAGACAUACAUACAGCUUACUAUGUUGGAUCAGCAUACCAGGCCAAUGAUUUCCCCGCUAAGAAUGAUGGAGAGGUCAAUUCACAGUGCAAAACACAUUUUUGUAGAAAACUUAUAUCGAAGUGGGAGAAUGCCAGAAGUGGAUUACAUAGUGCUAACUGAAUGGUUUGAAUGGAUCACGAAGAACACUGAUGUUUCAGUUGAUUUGAUAGUUUAUCUACAGACGUCUCCUGAAACUUGUUAUGAGAGAUUAAAGAAUAGAUGCAGAGAAGAGGAAAAGGUCAUUGCUAUGGAAUAUUUAGAAGCUAUCCAUCAGCUCUAUGAGGAGUGGCUUAUUAAACAAACGCUGUUUAAAGUUCCUUCUCCAGUGCUUGUGAUUCAGGCUGACAAUGACAUGCAGAAAAUGAUAGAAAAGUAUGAAGAAAAUCGGGACCGAAUAUUAACCCCGUACAAUAUGCAACACUGUCUGUAGAAAUCCAGUUUUAUGGUCAUGCUUUAAAAAACAUUUCCAUCAGGGGAAUUCUGAUCAACAUUCCCAACACUUCUUAUGAUUUGGUCUCUUGGUUGAGAUUUUGUCUUGUAAAGUGUCAAUGACUUUAGCUAGGAAAAGGCCACAAACAGGCCAUAUCCUGUUUAUCUUCAGCUUCUUGCACUUUUAAGUUCCAGUGCAGCUUCACUGAUCUCAGACUACCUCUGACAGGAAGCUGCUGUAUCUCAUUUCCCUACUUCACUUCUGCAUUGUAUAAAUACCUUUCUGAUAUUGCAUUUUCUCGUGAUAAAGUGCUUUCUUUCACUUCAAAUAGCCCCAUAUAUAUCCUUUCAUACAAUUAGAAGGCUGUGAAUAAGUCAAGCUUAUGUAGUCAGUAAGUGAGCAAAUUCAAUCUAAUUUUGUAACAAUUUUCAAUGGAAAAGCAAUGAAAUAACUAUGCUACUGUUAUCAACUGCCAUUUUCACAAAUAUCAUUAAUUGCACUUAAAAUAGGAAAACUAAACAGUUCACUUCUUAAUUAUGGACCUGAUUCUAAUCUCACUUGCACCAAUGUGACUUCAUUGGCUUUAUUGGAGUUAUUUCUGAUUUAAAUGAGAUCAGAAUCAAACCCCAAACCUGCAAAUACUUAUGCAUCUGAAUAGUUCUAUUGAAUUCAGUGGGACAAUUCAGGUACAUAAAGUUACCCAGGCUUUAUAAGAAUUUGGGGUCUAAAGCUCUCUGGCCCAGAUUUUCAGAAGAGUUCAGUAUCUAGCUGUUCUCAAUGAAAUUCUGACUCCAAAUGAAAAUCUCUUUUGAAAAUCUGUCCCUUAAACUUUUUCUAUCAUGUGACAGAAUUUUUCUUAUUAUGCAUUGAAAUUGGGUGGUAAUUCUGAUACUGAUUAUUUGAUAGGUUAAACUUUUUAUGUUCUAGUAGAUGUUUGCCUUGUGUAAGUUUAAGAACAUGUGACAGGGCAAUACAUAGGGUCAUCUUGAUCCCAGCUUCUCCUGGCUACAGACAUCAAGAAGAGAGCAGAGAACAUCUAGUGAAAGUUAAAUUCUCACUUUAAUUCUUAAACUGCUCUGUGGUGUUUUUAUAGAUCACUUAUUAUUUACCUUCUCGAGUGCUGUCCUCAUGUUGGCACUUUUAACGGAGCAAUCUUAAAACAACUUGCACUUUAUUUUCUCUUUAAAUUGGAAGGGAUGAUUCUUUGUUUAUUCUAUAAAAGUUUGGGUUGUUUGAACUGGUGCUAGUAAAAUUAGAAAUGCUUCCAGGAACACCUCUGCUUAAAACAACAUAGCAAAAAAAAGCAUUUACUUCACUGGACAUGUCAGAACUGUAUAAUCUUAAAACUAGCUCAGUGUUUAGCUCAGUGUUUAGCUCAGCUAAGAUGUUUUCGUAAAUGUAAACAUGCAGUAAUCAAUGUCUAUGACGUGUUAGAAACAGAAGAUAGUAACUUUCAGAUACAGAAUUCCAUUGUGUACAUCAUUUGGUUAAGAAUAAUAACAAUCAGAUACUACACAAAGGUGUAUCUUCAGUUUUCGUUGUAGUCAUGUGUAGUUAAUUUAUAGUUUCAUUGUAGUCCUUAAUUUAUUCAGUUUCUACUUGAAUUGGACUGCUGCUAAGAGAGGAGGCCCUGUGUCAUGGGGUCCACUCACUACUAGAGCACCUUCUCCUUGCUGCUAUGGAGAUUAGUGCUUUCCAGGUCCGACACAUGCUUGUUUGCAUGCCGUGCCGUGUCUCUUUUCUCUCUCUCUCUGACCCAGGUACUCUCCUUUCAUGGCUUGUUCCUCCAGUCAGGUCACUAUGUGUUUUCCCAUUUCUGGGGUAUCAGUCAUUCCAUAGAAAACUGUUUCCAGUAGUCUUCUCCAUCGCUGCCCAGAUGGUGCCACUUCCCCAGUGGCUGGUAGAGGAACCCAGGCCCACCCUUUACUCCAGGUUCUAAUUCGGAGAGCCUCUACUCAGAUGCUAAGGUCUGUACCAUCUUAAAUCUUGCUGCUGUUUCUUGGCGCCUUUUCCUACAUUAUCUCUCUCAGGCUUUCACUGCACCACCCUUCUGGAUAAACCCUUCCUUCCUUCCGGGCCUGGAUCCCCUGGGGUUUCCACUUUCUCCCUGCAUUUCCUUCCUUCUUUCCCUCCCUCUCUAACUAUCUUAACCUUGUCGGGUGAGGAGAACACCCCAUCACACCCUGGUAAUUUCUUCUUCUUUUUUUUUUUUAAACCUCAAACAAGAUUUUUUGUUCUCUGUUUAUACAGUCUAAUGCUGGUAGUUGUGCAGAAAGAGUUUCUGAGUGCAACACUAAAUUAAUUUUCUAAAGCAUGUGAAUGCAGUGCCUAGGUUCAGUGGUUCUGUUCUAAAGCUUUAGUACUCUUGCUGAACAAUAAGAUCCAACAUUUCUAACUGCUUACGUAUAUAAAGAUUUUAAAUGUAGAGGAAAAAAUAAUCGUAUUUGAAUGUUUCUUGAAAACACACAAGCUGAGCAUACCCUAAGAGAGACCAAAAACAGCCAACUCCUUGGAGAUUGUCCCAUAUGUUUUAAAUGCUCAAUUAAUUAUAUAUAUUUUUCCUUAAUAGAAGCCCUUUAGUGAGCAGGGAAGUUUUUAACCCUUUCAGUCUUGAUUCCAAAUUCACUGUGUAAAUUAAAAUGUUUCAGCAGAA
Chelonoidis abingdonii (Abingdon island giant tortoise) is the source of this 3661-nucleotide messenger RNA. It is a transcript of the gene TK2, whose product is annotated as thymidine kinase 2. Gene Ontology annotation, cellular component: cytoplasm; mitochondrion. Gene Ontology annotation, molecular function: deoxynucleoside kinase activity. NCBI's taxonomy places the organism in Eukaryota, Metazoa, Chordata, Testudines, Testudinidae. The record is from RefSeq and is a predicted model, not a curated record.